AUGAAGAAGAGGAGGAAUGAAAAGGAAGAUUUAGUUAAUAAAAUCCCCCAAUUGGUAGUAGAGGGACAUUAUGAUGAGAAUUUAACGACAAAUGAUGGAAUUAAUAUUGAAAAUGAUGAGAGCCAUGAUGAAGAUUACGACGACGAUGAUGAUGAUGAGAAUGACAAAACCCAACAACACGAAGUCAUGUAUAAAAUAGAUGAAAUCUUUGAAGAAAUUUUAAUUGAAGCAGAAGAUAUUGACACAUUGUCGUCGCCGUUGCCGUCGUCUUUGGCAAAACUGUUCAAAUCGAAUAAUGUAAACAAUUCUAAUUCUAAUAAUUGUAUGAAUCAUACAAUAUCAGCGACCACAAAAACAACACCAUCAGACAACAUACAACAACAAAUUGUAUCCAAUCAAAUCCUUACACUUUCUACAUCCCAUCCUUGUCCUCCUCCGCCUGCUUCUCAAGCCCCCAGCAUCAUCAACACCAGUAACACCAAACUGAUGAUGAUGACGAAGAAAUCUUUGAAGAAAACAACCAACAACAAUAAAUUAAAUACAAUACCAUAUGGCUUGCCCAUCUGA
Messenger RNA from Musca domestica (house fly), 567 nucleotides. Its product is annotated as protein ecdysoneless homolog. The transcript is spliced from 3 exons. The record is from RefSeq and is a predicted model, not a curated record. Bases 1 to 567 code for a protein of 188 amino acids. NCBI's taxonomy places the organism in Eukaryota, Metazoa, Arthropoda, Insecta, Diptera, Muscidae.